Messenger RNA from Nematolebias whitei (Rio pearlfish), 1191 nucleotides. RefSeq names its product immunity-related GTPase family, q2 (gene irgq2). Lineage: Eukaryota; Metazoa; Chordata; Actinopteri; Cyprinodontiformes; Rivulidae. The transcript is spliced from 2 exons. Gene Ontology annotation, molecular function: GTP binding. Bases 52 to 1191 code for a protein of 379 amino acids. Gene Ontology annotation, cellular component: membrane. The record is from RefSeq and is a predicted model, not a curated record.
UUCAGUAAAAUAUUUCAACCUGCCAGCUGCUUCAGCUCUGGACACCCAGGAAUGGCUGAUGUCUUCAGAAGCCUGAGCCUCCUAGAAACCCUCAAAGAGUCCAUAGAAAGCAACAAGUUGUCAGAUGUGAAGGACGCAGUGGAGGAUCUCCUCAUCAGCAGGAUCAACUUGGCUGUAUUGGGGGACCGUGGAGAUGAAAAAGCUUCCUUCAUCAACUCCCUUCGUGGCCUCGGACCUGAUGAUGAGGGCGCAGCUCCAUCUCCGUCUCCCUUUGCUCUGGAGGAAGUGGCUGGCUACCCAAACCCCAAACACCCUGACUUCCGCCUGUGGGAUCUGCCACCUGUCCCCACAACGUCCCCAUUUGAACCAGAGGGAUACAUGAGCAGAUUGAAGCUCCUCCGUUACAAUGCUGUCUUCAUGACGUUCACCCAGAAGCUCCAACCCAACAGUGUGGAGGUUUUCUUGGAGGCUCGUUCUCUGCAACGACAAACUGUCUACUUUGUUCUCUUAUGUUCUGUCAAAGACACAGAGAAGAACCUGGAAGACAAGAGGAAAGCUGCUCUGGAAGUGCUAAAUUCACAGGGUGUAAAACAACCGAAAGUCUUCCUGGUCAGACCGUCCACCCUGGAGAAGCUUGACUUCCCUGAUCUCUUGGUGGACUUGAGUAAAGACCUUCCAGAGAUCCGAGCUCACGCCCUCCUGUUGGCCCUCCCAGCUAUCACCCCAACACUGGUCACCCAGAAAAAGGAGGCAUUCAAAGCCCUCAUCUGGGCAGCUGCUUCUCUAUCUGGCGGGAUGUCAGCCAUUCCCGUUCCACUUGUAGCAUCCAUGGUGGACUCGAGCAUAGCCGUGAGGAUUCUGACAAAAGCACAGUUAUCUCUGUGCCUGGAUGAUGAAUCGGUUGAGCGACUGGCCCGGCAGAGAAACCUAGAGGCAGCAGUUCUGAAAAGACUGAGAACUUGUGCGCUGUCAGUGGAGGUCACCAAAGGAGAAGUGAAAAGACGGCUCGCAGCGGCGGAGAAGGAAUUGUCUACGGUUUCGUCAAAGUUACUGGAAAUGGCGAUGCCUCGACACGCUCGGUCUGCCGGCCGCUCCUUCACGGCGAUGCUGCAGACGUUGAACGGUGCUGUUGAUGAGAUGACUGCUGAUGCUGAGAAGAUAGUGGCGGCAGCUCUGGGAGAGGGGAAAUGA